Polistes dominula (European paper wasp) is the source of this 502-nucleotide messenger RNA. RefSeq lists its product as uncharacterized. The record is from RefSeq and is a predicted model, not a curated record. NCBI's taxonomy places the organism in Eukaryota, Metazoa, Arthropoda, Insecta, Hymenoptera, Vespidae.
CAUAUGGUUUCUUUUACAAUACAUUAAUGUGACUUCGAUUUUGAAGAUAGAUAAUUUUCAAUUUAUAGAAAAAAUCAAUUGAAAAUGUGUUUGUUAAAAUCGAUAAUGAGUGAGAACGUUCUCGUUGCCAGAGAAACUUAGUGUUUCGUGGACUUUCACGAAUAUAUCGAAUAAACAUUUCUGACGAAUAUUUGAAGUAGGUGGAAUGUCGUUGAUUAAGAAACAACCAUAUAAAAUGUCCAAUCAAGAUGAUCACUGUAAACAAUAUCAUUUUAAGUUAAGAGAAGUUAAAUCAGCCAUUGAUACAAGUCCACCUAAAAGUAGAUCUCACGUUAUUUUUAAUGCUAAACGAGCACAAUUGGAACGUGAAAGACAAGCACAAAUACUUAAGGAUAAUUUUAUACUUCUACAAAAACUAAAUGCGAUUAGAUAUCGAAAACGAACUAAGGAUGAUUAUCAACGAUUAAUAUGGCAAGAAUCAAAAUGUAUUAGAGUACAUUGA